This is a messenger RNA of Suillus fuscotomentosus, 1341 nucleotides long. Its product is annotated as kinase-like domain-containing protein. Gene Ontology annotation, biological process: protein phosphorylation. The coding region runs from base 1 to 1275 and encodes 424 amino acids. NCBI's taxonomy places the organism in Eukaryota, Fungi, Basidiomycota, Agaricomycetes, Boletales, Suillaceae. The transcript has 6 exons. Gene Ontology annotation, molecular function: protein kinase activity; ATP binding. The record is from RefSeq and is a predicted model, not a curated record.
AUGGUCGCUCAAAAGUCGAUCGCUGCAUCCAACGCCCCCGUCAUAAUGUCUACCGUAGUCGAUGCUGGCAUCGCGAAUCCUCGCUCAGAGCUCCCCGAUCUUCAAUACCCUUCUGCCUCGGAGCCGGCCGACCCUCCAGCCGACCCUCCAACACCUGCUCACGUAUUUACCUUCACGCACACCGGCCCAGCAGAGGUGGUCCGAACUACACCGGUGUCAUGCACGUAUGGCCCCUUUCGUGUUUGGGGCACAUUGGGCGAGGGCGCGUACGGCGUGGCGAUGGGAGCUGAAGACGUAGCAUCGAAUCGCCUGUUGUGUCUCAAGGUCUUUCCAAAGGAGCAUCUUGAGCGCAAAUCCAGGAAAAAUGUUCUUCUGAACGAACUUGAAGCCUACAAGCGUCUUUCAUGCGCAUUGCCGUGUCCCGCGGCUGAUUUCCUCAUGGGGCUUGAAAUGUCGUUUCAGACAAAGGAUAAGAUAUGUUUGGUAAUGGACCUGAUGGCGAGCGACCUGUAUUAUUAUCUGAAACAUUAUCCUACGUACUGCGUCCGCAAUGCUCGCAGGUGGGCUGCUCAAAUGACCCUUGGGAUUAACGCUCUGCACGAGAUAGGGAUCAUCCACCGGGACAUCAAAGCCGCAAACAUCCUGAUCGACGCUCGGCAGAACGUGCGCAUCACCGACUUUGGCGUGAGUUAUGUAAACAAAGACGAAGGACCCUUGGACCGACAGGGGAAUUAUUCUUCGGAACCGGUGGGAACAACACACACCAUGGCACCGGAGGUCCUGCGCAACAAAUCCGACCCCCGUCCUUUGAAGUAUGGAGCACCCGCAGACUGGUGGUCGUUAGGCUGCGUCAUCUACCAGCUCGUUUCGAAGAAGCACGAGUCACUCUUUGUUACAAAGGACGACGUAUUUUCCUAUGUUUCUUGGUGCUCCAGCCGCGACAGAGCAUCCAAACGGUUCCCUGCCUUUGAAGAAUUGCGUGAAGAUCUCGAAGAUUUAAUCUCUGGGCUGCUGCAACCCGUCCCGUCAUCGCGAUUUGGGUUCGCUGAAGUCGUACAUCAUAGAUCGUUUGUGUUCACACCCGGCACGUCAGAGUUCACCGACGCAUACUCUCGCGCGCUUGAGCGCAAAGAAUUUCCAUCUUCGCUGCCAGACUUACGAUGUGGUCGAGAGACCAACGCAGCAGAGAUCUGGUUUCGCCAACCUUCCUGGGAGAAAUCGCGCGUUCCGAAUGUGGACUGGGUUAAGCCGGCGCUUUUUUCUCCGUCCUUAUGAUGGCCCUUCAGUCCAGUAGAUAUUUAUUUCGUUUCGAAUGGCUUCACUGUUCACUGUCACUAUGUC